GUGGAAUUGGGGCUUGAUUGCGUGCAGCGUGAUGUGACCCGGGCUCCCACGUUAAACCCCACGGUCUCCGGUGUGGACGUGGACAGCCCCCAGUGGUUCGGCUCUUUGUUGGCCCGCUCCGUGUCCGCAUCAGGCGGCCAUGAUGUGCAGCCGGACUCGGUUUGCUCCCACGGACGCUUCCACGGCCCCGACUAUAAUGAGAGGAACACGGGAAGACACAGAAGCGAAGAGUGCUCCUGCCGAGGCCCCCAAACACACCACAGUCCGACCGAGGAAGAGGAAGGCAGAUGUUGCUAUUGUUUUACCGGAUCUGGAUGAGGAGGUAGCAGAGAUGACGAAGAAGAAGCAGCGCGACUGAUCGCGCGAGUCCGCAGAGGUGGAUCCCACGCCUGAUCAGGAGGAGCGCCCGCCCGUCCCCCUGGUCAAUGCCAGCUUUCCUCAUUACAGCUUCCACAGCACGUGUGUGACACCCGUGCACCACGCGCCACUGCCCGCGCUCUGCUGGGCCAGUAAGGACGCCGUGUGGAACAACAUGCUGGAGAAAGACAAGACCUACACCAGAGACGUCCACAUGAUGGACAAACAUCCACACCUGCAGCCCAAGAUGAGGGCCAUCCUCCUGGACUGGCUCAUGGAGGUGAGCGAGGUCUAUAAGCUGCACAGGGAGACAUACCACCUCGCUCAGGACUACUUUGAUCGCUUCAUGGCCACCCAGAGGAACGUCCUCAAAUCCACGCUGCAGCUCAUCGGCAUCACCUGCCUGUUCAUCGCCGCCAAAGUUGAGGAGAUGUAUCCUCCUAAAGUCCACCAGUUUGCCUACGUGACAGACGAGGCCUGCACAGAAGACGAGAUUCUCAGCAUGGAGAUCAUCAUCAUGAAGGAGCUGAAGUGGAGCCUGAGCCCGCAGACUCCCGUGUCCUGGCUCAAUGUUUACAUGCAGGUGGCUUACCUGAAAGACACGGACGAGCUCCUCCUCCCCAGAUACCCGCAGGCCACCUUCACGCACAUCGCAGAGUUGUUGGACCUGUGCAUGCUGGACGUGCGCUGCCUCGAGUUUUCCAACGGCGUUCUCGCCGCUUCGGCGCUGUUUCACUUCUCAUCCCUGGAGCUGGUGGAGAACGUGUCAGCUCUGAAGAGGGUGGAGGUGGAGGAGUGCGUGAGGUGGAUGGUGCCGUUUGCGAUGGCGCUGCGAGAGGUCGGCAGUUCGCUGAUGAAAACAUUCCCGGGAAUCUCCGCGGAUGACAUGCACAACAUCCAGACACACGCCCCCUACAUGACCUGGCUGGAAAAGGCGUACUCCUACCAGGAGGUGGAGCUGCAGCGUCACGGCGGCUGCCCCGUCCCCUCGGGCGUCCUGACUCCGCCCCUGAGCAGCGAGAAGACAGACGAGCCGGAUCGAGGCGAGGCCACCGUGGUUAAGAUCAGAGCCAGCAUGGAGUCUCCGCCCCCCCAGUAGCAGAGCGCUGCUGACGCCGGCGGGACGGGAAAGCUCGGCGUGUUGGAUUUGAGUUUCAGCUGAGAUUAAAUUUUUAAUUCCAGGGAGGGGAAACAGUAUUUUGUGCUUUCAGGGAGCUUCUCAGAGCCUCUGUGGGCGCUGCCGAUGGUAGCGAGGCGACGCUGCGGUCUGAGCGCGAGCAGAGGAGACUUUGUUUUCAUGCUUUUUAUUAGCGGUGCUGCUGAACGCUCGCAUCAAGUCCAACCACGCCUUUAUUUUCUAUGCAGAGGCCAAACUGAGGAGACCUUUAGGGUGUGUGUGUGUGUGUGUGUGUGUGUGUGCGCGCGUGUGUAAAUAAAUUAGUGGCCUCAUUUGCCCACAAACUAUUUCUAGGGUCAUGUUUGGCUCUACGUGCUGCUAUAAAGUGGGCUGAGCAUGAUGGGAACACUGUGUGUGUGUGUGUGUGCGUGCGCGUGCGUGCGUGCGUGCGCCUUUUUAAUGGGCCCAGUGUGGCCAUGUUCUGCUUGGGGACCGGUAGCUUGGCUACCUUAAUGGCAGGUGAACCAGCUGGGCUUCAGAAGCUAAAUGUUGAUUGUACUGAACUUUGAACUUUGACCUUUUUAAUCCCAAAAAUCUCUCUACAUGAUUUUUGUUUGUUUUUUAAUGAAAUGCUGCUACAUGUUUUCCAAUAAAGGUUUUUAAGCUCUUUGA
Messenger RNA from Oreochromis niloticus (Nile tilapia), 2146 nucleotides. RefSeq names its product cyclin E1 (gene ccne1). Lineage: Eukaryota; Metazoa; Chordata; Actinopteri; Cichliformes; Cichlidae. The record is from RefSeq and is a predicted model, not a curated record. The transcript has 12 exons.